This is a messenger RNA of Limulus polyphemus (Atlantic horseshoe crab), 1268 nucleotides long. RefSeq names its product RNA-binding protein with serine-rich domain 1-A-like. Gene Ontology annotation, cellular component: nucleoplasm; cytoplasm; ASAP complex. NCBI's taxonomy places the organism in Eukaryota, Metazoa, Arthropoda, Merostomata, Xiphosura, Limulidae. The transcript is spliced from 9 exons. Gene Ontology annotation, molecular function: RNA binding. Bases 290 to 1141 code for a protein of 283 amino acids. The record is from RefSeq and is a predicted model, not a curated record. Gene Ontology annotation, biological process: mRNA splicing, via spliceosome.
CCCUAGGAACUACUGAUACCUGUAUCGUUACGAAUUAUUGUUACAUUUACAGUUACUGAGAUAGUGCUACUAUUAGUAUUACCAACACUGUAUUGUUGGAGGAGCAGUUGGAGGCUAUCCUAAUUAAAGUAGAGGCAAUAGAUAGAAGAGAAGGGUAAACUGUGGGAAAUGAAAGCAGGAUUUCAACUUCAGUUCAAUAUCACGAGUGGGCCUUUUUGCUAGUGUAUUGUGGAUCUCUCUCUGUGGCAAGUGGUGCCUGACCAGGCAGUUUGUCUAGAAGCAAUCAAAUAUGACUCAGAAUCGAAGCAGUGGUGGAACCAAGACUUCUGGAAGCAAAAAAACAAAGACAGUUGUAAAGAAGGACAAAGACAAAGAAAAAAAGAGGCGAGCAAAGUCUUCUAGUAGUGAUGAUGGUAAAAGUGCAAGUGACAGCUCACGUAGUAGGUCCAGAUCCUCUUCAUCUAGUGUAAGUAGUUCUAGUUCUAGCAGUGGAAGUUCUUCUAGUUCCAGCAGUAGUGGAAAAUCACAUUCAAGGUCUCGAUCCAAUUCUUCAUCAUCCACAUCUUCAUCUUCGUCUUCUGGAUUACCAAAACGUUCAACUUCUAACCGUGAUCAGAAAAAACGGCCUUCUUCAAGGUCACCAUCUCCAAGAAGAAGAAAGCGUAGCCCCACUCCACGACCUACAAAGAUUCACGUGGGUCGACUAACCAAAAAUGUCACUAAGGAGCAUGUGAUGGAAAUUUUCAGCACAUAUGGAACAGUGAAAAGUGUGGAUAUGCCAAAAAUUCGACCAAACAGUUACUUAACAAGAGGGUUUGCUUAUGUCGAGUUUGAAAAAUCAGAUGAUGCUGAAAAAGCACUGAAGCAUAUGGAUGGAGGUCAAAUAGAUGGGCAAGAAGUUACAGCAGCACCAGUGUUGAUACCUAAACAACGACCCCCACCUCUUAGGCAACCAUCACCUCCUCGUAGAGGACCACCGCCAUCAUGGAGACGUUCCCCUCCUCCUCGUGUACGUGCUCGUCGAAGAUCACCUCCAAGGCGUCGGUCACCAAUUAGAAGACGGUCACGUACAAGAUCAAGAACUAGGUCUCCAGCUCGUAGAAGACGUGUUGAAAGGUCAAGUUCCAGCUCUUCUCGUUAGCCAAUACAUUCAAUAUGAGAGUUUAUGUAGAAUGCUUAGGUCUAUGUCUUAUAAGUUGCCCAAACCACAGUUUUGUGUUUAUAGUAGGAUUUUGAAUUGAUGGCUAAAUAAAGUGACUUUUUUUGUA